GCUGGGUUAUCAUAGAGCAAAGAGCAUGGACUCAGUAGUUGGUCGCUGAAUGAUUCUGGGAGACCACAUCGGCGAUGUAUCUGUUGACGUCAAUCCUUUGUGUAGCCACGUGUCUGACGUAUAUUCAUGCUGUGACCUUUGACCCAAAACUGCGUGUCAUCAGCUGUACGCGGAGUAAUCUCGUAGUCAAGGUGACUGGGGCGGUGGAUGACGGACUUGUUUUUAUAAAAGGUCAAGGUGAAGACUGUAAACAGGCGACAUCUAGUACGGAAGAAUUUUACGAAUUCGAUUUUGUUUCCUGUAAUAUUAAAUGGGAAAUGACAUUCCGUAUAAUCAUCCAAAAGUUGCGAGCGUUCCAGACCGGAGCGGACAAGCAGAUUCCGGUCAUGUGCAUAGCAAACACGGAUGAAAUUGUUGUCAGUAACUUCCUUGGCGCAGCGGACAAAGCAGAUGAUACCGGGCUCAACAGGACCACCAAACCAAGGGCCUACUUAUCCUUCUACAAAGUGAUCACAGGGGAAGAGGUCAUAGGGUCAGAGGUCAAACUGACUGAUCGCCUGAUCAUGACGCUUCAGAUGGAUCAGGAGUUUACCAAUGACUUGGAUAUAAAAGCAAGAUUUUGCCAGGCGUCUGAUAUAGUUAUCAUUGAAGAUUUCUGCGCAGUAGAGCCAGAACUAUUUGGAAACUUCUGGAAAAUUAAGCAGGGGACACUUAUAAGCGAGUUUGGUGCCUUCCGAACGACUGAUUUUGACGGAGGAUCAGUGAUGAUGAACUUCACCUGUAUCCUUCAACUCUGUCAAGGACCAUGCGUUCCGGAAAAGUGUGACGAAAGUUACACAGGCUGGGGGCGUAAGCGACGUGAUGCGGAACAACAAGUGAACGGAAAUGGACGGAUUCGACGACAGACCGGAAAUGAUGAAACAAUUGAUGUCGGCGGAUCUGUGAAUGUGGUAGAAAAAUACUCAAAUAUAAGAAUUUUGACGAAUGAAGAUUUCUGCUGGGACAAAUUGGCACUUAGCCUGCUGGUUACAGUCUUAUGUUCCUGUAUCAUAGCGCCAUCUGGUGGAUGUUUCAUACUGUACCGGAAGCUGGUCCGUUGUCGAAAAAUGCUCCAGGACGUCACCAAAUUCAGCAAGCCGACGUCACAGAAGAUGUCGGCCGCAGCUAUUCUCCAUUAAAAUGAUGCACAAUCGCUGAUAAGUGAAAGGCUGUUUCUGUUUGUUUUAUAUACAGGCAUCUUUUACAUUGUACAGAUGUUAUAUGACCACAACAAAACGUGUUUGAUUGGCCAGUUUAUUAUCACGUGACAUAGAGGUACACUAGAGCCAAUCGGAUGUGACCACGAAAUCCCCCAAACACGUGAUAGGCAGUGUCUUUGGCUACGUAAAGGAUAUCAGCCAGAAAUCGUCUACACGCCUCGGACAACGCAUCCCUCUUUUUGUUAAUAUUAGACAUAUAACUCUUCUGAUGAAAUGUCAAAAUAAUGUAAUUAUAAAGCGUCGAGCAUAGUCAUUUUGUGGAAAUGAGUAUUUUCUCAGGGAAGUUAUAAUCCCUAAAAGAUAACCCAUUCUAAUAUAAGCACGGUACGAACAUUUCACCCAUUUAGAUUUUGAAAAGUGGUCAUGAAUAACCGUUGGGCAUUGUUAUUACAAUAAAUGAUGUGACUUACAUCUAA
Pecten maximus is the source of this 1675-nucleotide messenger RNA. RefSeq lists its product as uncharacterized. The transcript has 9 exons. The coding region runs from base 75 to 1178 and encodes 367 amino acids. The record is from RefSeq and is a predicted model, not a curated record. NCBI's taxonomy places the organism in Eukaryota, Metazoa, Mollusca, Bivalvia, Pectinida, Pectinidae.